AUGGAUCAGGAGGAGGCUCCCCCACCCCCGUACUCCGCCGUCGAUCCAUUGAUUGCACCAACCCGGAAUGGCAACCCAGCACCGAUUCCUCCUCGUGGAGGGGUAUCGGAAUCGCAGGAUGCCAGCAGCUCGCGGACUCCCCCACGGCCGACGAUAAUGCCGACACAUUUCACAUCCGCCGCUGCGUACUUUGAGGAACGGCCUCCGUGGGUCCUGGAUGAGACCCGGGAUAUUCUGCAGCAUCAUAUCACUAUUUACCCACGAAGUCAGGCCAAAGAUUUCCCGCGAAGGCCGCGCUGUUGGGCUACACGGUUUGAUGAGGUCACUCAGCAGGACUGGGAUACUUUUCUCCGGUAUCUGUUCCCACCUCAAUUAGGACUUGCCGCUUCGUCGCAGCAUCUUCCACGCCAGUUGCGAGCGGAAAUUAGACGCGAUCGCAAGGACCGUCCACAAGAGACUGACGAACAGCGGAAAGCUCGGAUUGCUGCUGUGGUUGCUGAAUGGAACGAGUGCUUUUUUGGAUAUCGCUCUACCCAGAUUGUUCCCGUCUAUGUAGGCGACCCAGAUAAUGCGCCUGCCUCCGGUCUAUGCCCUCGAUGUUACCCAGCUGCAACAGGGUCUAUAGAAGGUCAGCCGUCGCGGAAUCCGAACGCUCCGUCGCCUGUCUCUGGCCAACAAACCCCUUCCCCGACCCAUUGGCAGAUGCCGCCUGCCCCUUAUCACACUCCUCCUAUACAUACAUCCCCAUAUGGAACACCAUAUGGUGCUCCCACAUAUCCCUCCCCCAUGUCUCCCAAUCACCAACCACCUCAAUAUUAUCCCGUUCCACAUCAUCCACCGCCACAGGGUGUCGCGCCAUGGCAAUGGAACAAUUGGAAUUACGCGCAGCAACAGCAGCAGUAUCCCAACAAUGGCAUCUCCAAGGGCGGCUCAUUUGGCUGGAUAUCACAACUCGCAUCACAGGCUCAGAAGUAUGGAGAGCGAUUCAGCGAACAAGCUCAACAAUACGGAGAUCAAAUCACCGCGCAGGCACAGCAUUAUGGGCGUCAGGUUGAGGAGCAGGCACUUGCACAUGGCCGGUGGCUGGAAGAACAAGCAAGACUUCAUGGACGGAAGGCACCUAUGACCGCUCCCAGUGGACAUUACGGCCGACCUGCCUGGGAUAAUUCACCCCAGCAUGCUGUCAAUGUCCCAAUGAACCCGGUUCAAAACACAACUCCGAGCCCUGUGACAAGCAUCAAUACAACCAGUCAUCCCGUUUUAACCGAUCAGGUUAUUGACAAACCCAAACCACCGACUGAGCGCUCCAGGCGAGUGUCUGUUAGUUCUGUCUCGUCCGAGUCAUCCUUCAGCUCGAUUGAUUCCAUUUCCACAUCGUCAAAUCUGAGUGUUUCGGACUUGGCAACGGUUCGCACCCAAUUAGAGCUUCUGGAUGAUCGGCACGACCGAACGCUGUACGAUGCCGCCGUCGAGCUUCGCCGGCAGCUCACAGCUCUGCAAGCAUCCCGCCGAGAAGAUAAAAUAUCAGGUCGGAAAGAUUGGAGAAAACAAAACCAACAGUCAAAUAACGACUGGGGCCGCUGGGAUUCCCCUGAACAGCAAGAGCGGAAUUCUGUGGACAGACGCGCCAUGAAGGAUGAAAUGCGCGCCACUAAAAAAGUAUUCAAAGACGUGCUUCGCCGGGCUAGAGAAGAACAGCGUGAACGGCGUCGAGUCCGUCGCCGACAGGUUCGGCAAGCAAGAGCUAGUGAGGGCGACACGGCAAAAUAUGACCAGCCACUAGAGCAGCAGCUCGGGACUUUGCGAUUGGAUGGUACGCCUGUGGUCCCCCGCCCAGCAACUACGCCAGCUCAGCAAAAUCGAAUUACAGCUUCAAAUGCGUCAAUUGCCAGCAUUGAGUCAGGGUCGAACCCGCCGUCUAUCUCAAGGGCGAGUACGCAGGACUUUGCGCCAGCUGGUACUUCGAAGAAACAGAAGCCCACUGAUACCUCGACCCGGAUCAAGGAUAUGCUCAGGUCACGCAAGGCGAAAAAGAAGCAACAGAAUGAGGAUGCUGAGGGGGAGAGCAAGUAA
Messenger RNA from Penicillium canescens, 2073 nucleotides. RefSeq lists its product as uncharacterized. NCBI's taxonomy places the organism in Eukaryota, Fungi, Ascomycota, Eurotiomycetes, Eurotiales, Aspergillaceae. The record is from RefSeq and is a predicted model, not a curated record. Bases 1 to 2073 code for a protein of 690 amino acids. The transcript has a single exon.